Molecule: messenger RNA, 561 nt
Organism: Apiotrichum porosum
Lineage: Eukaryota; Fungi; Basidiomycota; Tremellomycetes; Trichosporonales; Trichosporonaceae
Exons: 4
Coding region: 1-561 (186 amino acids)
Source: RefSeq, a predicted model, not a curated record
AUGCGCGGUUCCAUCAUAGCCGUCCUCACCACCAUCAACUUCCUGGCCCAGUCGGUCAUAGCCAUGACCUUCACCGGCUGCAUUAGCCCCGCCAGUCUUCCCCCUGGCGUCCUGGGAUCCACCGGCACUACACUCGGUGUCUGCCAGCACUGUUUCUGUGACAACAAUCCAGCCGUCGGUGCCACCGCCAACUGUGGCUAUACCACCUAUUUCCUCUUCUCCCACCCGCCAGGUGCUGUCGCCUCUGCCCUCCCGCGUCGCAGCAAGCAGCUCGUCAUUGGAAACGACGACACGUAUUGCCCCAUCGGUUAUGCGGCGUGCCAGAUUGCUUCGGACCCCGCUAUGGGCUUUGAGUGCCUGGAGACGUCGACCGAGCUUGAGUCUUGUGGUGGCUGCCGCUUUGGGUCCCACAGCGACGGCAACCACUCGGCCCCGGUUGGUAUCGACUGCACGAGCAUCCCCGGUGUCUCGUCCACGGGCGUUACCUGCAAAGGUGGACUCUGUGUCACCAAGCGCUGCCACAGGGGCUUCCAUCUUUCCCGCUCUGGCGAGUGCGUGUAG